CUCUCUCUCUCUCCCUCUCUUCUCUCUGUCUCUCUCUCUCUCUGACUGUCUGUCACUACCAAGUCAGGACCUGACUCUCUUCACUUUCUCUGUUUACACAGUGACAUUCAUCAGCAAUCAGUGGCUUGUUGCAGCGGCAGGAGAGGCCAGGUCACACUGGACACAGGUGGACACAGGUGGACACAGGUGGACCCCCCCUACACACACACAGACACACCCACACCAAGCCAUGUUGCUCUGGUCAGUCUGGAGUGCAGUUUUACUUCUGACCUCAGUGGAGGCUGCAGAGGAGGACGAUGAUGUCAGAGCAGGCUGCAGCACUGCUGUUAAUGACCUGGUGUACAUCGUCGACGGCUCAUGGAGCGUCGGCUUUGCUGACUUUGACACGGCGAAGCAGUGGCUCAUCAACAUCACCAGCCAGUUUGACAUCAGCUCCCACUACACACAGGUGUGUGUGAUCCAGUACAGUGACACACCUCGUCUGGAGAUUCCACUUGGGAAACACCAGAGUGGAGCAGAGCUGAUCCAGGCCAUACAGAGCAUCACUUACCUGGGAGGAAACACACAGACGGGAAGGGCCAUCAAGUUCGCCGUGGACCACGUCUUCUCCUCGUCGCAGCGAGUCAGCCAAGUGAAGAACCGCAUCGCUGUGGUGGUCACUGACGGCAAAUCUCAGGACGACGUGGUGGAUGCCAGUAUGGAGGCUCGAGCUCAGGGCAUCACUGUAUUUGCUGUUGGAGUUGGAAGUGAGAUCACCACUUCAGAGCUGGUGUCCAUCGCUAAUAAACCCUCGUCCACCUACGUCCUGUAUGCUGAGGAUUACACCACCAUCGACCGCAUCCGCGACUCUAUGAAGCAGAAGCUCUGUGAAGAGUCCGUGUGUCCGACCAGAAUCCCGGUGGCGUCUCGUGAUGAGAAAGGCUUUGAGCUGAUGUUGGGUCUGAAGAUUCAAAUGAAGGCUCAGAAGAUCGCAGGCUCUCUGGUUUCUGAGACAGCGUAUGAUCUGACUGCGUCCACUGACAUCACUGAAAACACCAGGGAGAUUUUCCCAGAAGGCCUCCCUCCAUCCUAUGUUUUUGUAGCCACCCUGCGAUUAAAGGGCUCUUCUGCCAAACUGCCUUUUGACCUUUGGAGGGUGCUGUCAAAGGACGGCGAGAUCCAGGCUGCGGUGACACUCAAUGGGAAAGACAAAAGCGUCUCCUUCACCACCACUAAUAUACAUGCCAAAGAGCAAAGAGUUGACUUUAAAACUGGAUUUCAGAAACUGUACGAUGGAAAAUGGCAUCAGCUGAAACUCCUGGUGAGGCCUCACCAGGUCACCAGUUACCUUGACGAUCAAAUGACACAGGAAGUCAAGCUGGAACCAGUGGAGCCCAUUUAUGUCAAUGGGGAGACACAGGUGGCAAAGAAGAGAGGAGGUGAUAUCACUGUGCCUGUGGAGAUUCAGAAGCUGCGUCUGUACUGUGAUCCUCAUCAGAGUGAGAGAGAAACAGCCUGUGAGAUCUACUCUGUGGUAACAGCUCCACUGAUGAUGAAAGGGUGA
This is a messenger RNA of Solea solea (common sole), 1543 nucleotides long. Its product is annotated as collagen alpha-1(XXI) chain-like. Bases 230 to 1543 code for a protein of 437 amino acids. The record is from RefSeq and is a predicted model, not a curated record. The transcript is spliced from 11 exons. NCBI's taxonomy places the organism in Eukaryota, Metazoa, Chordata, Actinopteri, Pleuronectiformes, Soleidae.